AUGGCACAAAUACAGAUUAAAAUAGAGCCAGAAGAAGAAGAGGAUUCUAUGGAUAUGGAAGUGAGUUUGAAAAUAGAACACGGAGAUGAGAGCCAAUCGGCUUUGAGCAUCGGUUCACAACAUUUAUUACAAGAAAAUCUAGUUGUUAUUAAAGAAGAAUUACGAGAUAAUAUAGAUGUAAAGAUAGAACCUAUAGAUAUAAAAGAUUGUAAGGAGGAUGGGGAUGUAGAUGAAAAACAAGGAAUAUAUUACGAGAGUGAACCUGAAGAUCUCUCGGUAAGGAAACCAAUGGGUUACAGCUCAUGCGAUGAAGAUAAAUCACAAGGAUCUGAUCUGGACUAUCUACCACAUAAUGAAGACAAGACAAAAGAACCAAAUGUGAAGCCUACAUUCAAUGGAAAAAUUAGAAAGGACAAGGAACAGAAAUAUUCAGAUGAGAUAACGAAACACAUAGAGAUAGUGACUAUAGAUGAAUCGGCCCGUCAACUGGAGCAUCGAGAACUAUUGGCUGGACGGCUUCAUAUGAACUACACAUGUGAACCCUGCGCGCUGGGUUUCGUGGUGGAAGAGGCGUACGUCAUGCACAUGAAAAUACACUCGCCGGAAAACGGUCCACACGAGUGCAGUAUAUGCAAGUCCCGCGUCAAAUCCCUGGACGUGUUGUAUCGUCACAGAUUACGUCACUACCGCCGCUAUCGCUGCGCCAUCUGUCGGUUACAAUUACGUGACAAAGACACUGUCGCCGCUCACGUGAUGAGGGAACAUUUGGGAUCCGCUUUCCUCUGCACACAUUGCGGCAGGGGGUUCAAACGUCCUCAAUAUUUGAAGCGUCACGUGGAACAGAUGCACACGCGGCCGCUUCACUUGGAGUGUCCCGUGUGUCACAGGGUGUUCUACGAACGAGGAUGGUAUAGGUGUCAUGUUAGAACCCACAACGAACAAGUCAAACAGCGUGCUGAUCGUAAAGCGGUGUGUUCGCACUGCGGGCGUGAGUUUAGGAACAAGUCGUAUUUAAUACGACACCUACAUACACACGAGGACAGACAACAGGUGCGGUGUGAAGAAUGUGCGAGGUGCUUCAAGAAUAAUGAGGUGCUGAGGGUGCAUAGACGACAACAUCAUACCGAGAACCCUUCUAGCCCAGCGAAUACUACUUGCGAGCAGUGCGGCCGAGUGUUGACUACACGCGCGAUGCUAACGAGACACAUUAAUAGGAUGCACACGGACAGAACUAAGAAGUUCCAAUGCGACUACUGCAAGCGUCACUACUUCUCCAAAGCGGAGGUCCGUUCUCACAUCGAGUGGACCCACCUACAGCAGAGAAGACACGCGUGUACCUGCGGCAGAGUGUUCCGUACACCAGCGAGACUCAGGGCCCACGCGUGUACCGUACACCUCAGAAUACAACAACCGAGGGAUAAAACGUGUCCCGUGUGUGGGAAAAUGUUCGCGAACCAACAAGUCUUAACGCGUCACAUUCGAGGUCACUCCGGCGAGACCUACCCUUGUACAGAAUGCGGGCAGUCAUUCAAAACACAAUCAUACGUUAAAAUACACUACAAGAUAAAACAUUUAAACAUGACGCGAGCCGAAAUAAAAGCGCAGAGCAAAAGAAAACUCAUUAUGUUGGAGAACGUAGAAGAAAGUAUGAACGCUAAGAUUAAGAAGAAGAAUAAUAUAAAGAAGGAUCCAUUGAAUAUAGAAGGAAGUGUUAGAAUAAAGAAGGAAAUUACAGAUAUAACGGUACCUCUGUUUGAAACAUUCGUUGAUAUACAAAGGGAGUAUUGA
Danaus chrysippus (African queen) is the source of this 1788-nucleotide messenger RNA. NCBI's taxonomy places the organism in Eukaryota, Metazoa, Arthropoda, Insecta, Lepidoptera, Nymphalidae. The record is from the annotation of a GenBank genome assembly.